CAUCUGUCUUUGACAGUGACAUAAUUUUUUCCUUGCAACUGCGAGGUUAACAACCUUGACAGUUUGACAUUUAUUCGGUCCAAUUUGGUCAUAAAUCGCAAAAUACAAAUCAAAAAUUAAAUAAAUCACAGAAUUUCAAAAUGAGUAAAAUUCUCACAGCAGAGGAAGUUAAACGGCACAAUACUAGAAAAAGUGUUUGGAUGGUGAUCCGUAAUGAAGUAUACGAUGUGACUUCAUUUGUUGACGAGCAUCCUGGUGGAGAGGAUCCGAUCCUGGACGCAGCAGGACAGGACGCCACAAUAGCAUUCGAAGAUGUAGGCCACAGUGAAGAUGCAAAAGCAAUGUUAAAAAAAUACAAAAUUGGAACCCUAGCACCAGGCGAAGGCUGUUGUAAAAUGAGAGCCAAAAUCUGGAGAUCAAGUUCACAAUAUCACCGAGAUUGCACCGAGUGUAACGCUAGCAGUGAUAAGCCUGGCACAAGCGAUUCAAAAUCGUGGCGAUCCUUCGAUGGCGGCACUCCCACCUCACUCAGCCGAAAGUCGUCACUGAAAUGUUAUAAAGAACCUCUUAGACCAAUGCCAGAGAAGAGAAUACAGCAUAUAGUGGUGCCGAGAGAAAGACGACGGCGAGGUCCGCCUUGUGCGCCAAGCAAUUCGCGGCUGAAGUAUGUGGUGUUGGCGCUGGGAAUAGCUAUUCUUCUUGGGUUUGCGUACAAAAAAUACUCGUCGGGCUAAACUAAAUACAAAACAAACACGCAGUAGAGGUCCAAAAAAUCUGGUUUAAACCAGUCAAGGUCUAGUUUAAGCCUAAGUUGUACCAGUCGGGACUGUGUCUCAAUUGUCAUGGCCACUGAAAAAUCCCUUUCUGUUAUUUCAAUGUCCAUUGUUACAAAAAUCAAUCGUUUUAUAGUAAACCCUGUCUUCAACUAGUUAAGGUUCAAAACUGUAUGUCUGUGUCUCUAUCUUUAGGUUGACUUCAGUGGUCGUAAAUCGGUGUAUUUAAGGUUCAUAUAAAAACAGAUUUUUAAAGUCUGUUCGCAUAAUUGUAGGUGCUUAAUUAAUAUACUUUCAAUGUUUUGAGUAAGUGAUGUGAAAUUAUGUAGCUACGUAUAUACACAGUGUCUAUUUAUUGGACCAAAAUUGUAAUAGGUACUUAAGUUGUCAUUGGGUGGAAAAUAAAAGUCAGGUAUAAACAACAUUUUUUUUACUUGUUUUAACUUCACAUUCAGUUUUACUGAAGUACUGUAACGACGCGUUUAUUUUGUGAUACAUUAAUGUACAAGUCUUUUAUACAACUGUUACAAUUCUCUUAUUUAUUAUGACAUGAUGCAAUAAAGUAGUUAAUAGUGA
Spodoptera frugiperda (fall armyworm) is the source of this 1349-nucleotide messenger RNA. RefSeq names its product cytochrome b5. The record is from RefSeq and is a predicted model, not a curated record. The coding region runs from base 141 to 734 and encodes 197 amino acids. Lineage: Eukaryota; Metazoa; Arthropoda; Insecta; Lepidoptera; Noctuidae. The transcript has 9 exons. Gene Ontology annotation, cellular component: membrane; intracellular membrane-bounded organelle. Gene Ontology annotation, molecular function: heme binding.